Molecule: messenger RNA, 732 nt
Organism: Aspergillus oryzae RIB40
Lineage: Eukaryota; Fungi; Ascomycota; Eurotiomycetes; Eurotiales; Aspergillaceae
Exons: 4
Coding region: 1-732 (243 amino acids)
Biological process (GO): mycotoxin biosynthetic process
Source: RefSeq, a predicted model, not a curated record
AUGGCUAUCUGGACUACAAUCCGCAGUCGGUGCAAAUCCUUCACAGACCGCGCGGUCGCAUACCACAAGCUAGAUGAUGGAGAGACCAAAGAGGUCGAUAGGCAAAAGUGGGAAUCAGUGUCUUUAUCUGAAAGUAUAGCCAUCAGUCAACAUCAGGUGCAAUCGGCAAAGAGCUUGCCAGUAGUACUCCUUUUUACCAGCACCGUAUUCUUCGCCAUGUGUCUGAUCUUCCGCGCAUUGAUGAGAGGCUAUGCGUCAAUCGACAUGGCUUGUACAAAGAAACUGUCUGCCUGGGACGGAUUUAUCCCAUACCCAUACGAUCAGAUCGAGAAGCUCAACAAGUCAACCGACAGAGACUGGUGGGUUCAAGACGGUAACCUUGUCACCCUUACAGAGUGGGCCCAUCAAGUGCACUGUCUUGGUCUUAUUAGGCAGUGGAUCUAUCGUGAGCAGUUCGACUAUUCCAUGUUCACAAAUACUAGUUCCACACGUUUCCACAUACACAAAGACCACUGUUUCAUGAUCCUUAAAACCAUGAUCGAGUGUCAAGCGGAUGUCACACCUGUUCUAUUCGCAAGAGAUACAUCGGGUAUAGGUGCGUGGAAGACUCGCGAUGCACCUCGCAAAUGUCGGCGAAACGAUGCCCUGGUUAGAUUUAUCGAGGAGAACAAACUAUGUGGUCUAGAGUGCAGUCCGGAAGAUAUUGUACAGACGUGGGACCAAAGUUUGUGA